Quercus lobata is the source of this 795-nucleotide messenger RNA. RefSeq names its product zinc finger BED domain-containing protein DAYSLEEPER-like. The transcript has 2 exons. Bases 1 to 795 code for a protein of 264 amino acids. Lineage: Eukaryota; Viridiplantae; Streptophyta; Magnoliopsida; Fagales; Fagaceae. The record is from RefSeq and is a predicted model, not a curated record.
AUGGCAACUCCUCCAAUCAAAUUGAAGCAAUCCCAAACCAACGCGACGGCGCACACUCUAACAGCAGUGUCGUCUUCUUUCGCUUCACACGACACUGCACGGCUACUCGUCCGCGAAACGCUGCAUAUAAGCACCAAUCUCGCUUCUUCACCUUCGAUUCCGGCUAAGCCACCGCUUUCUCUGGCCGAUUCGCCAAAUGAUAGCUCUAAACAUUCGCUAUCAAUUUGGAGUAGUCCAUCUCUGAAGUUGGUAGAUGAUUUGUUAUCUACCCAGGAUGUUGAUUCAACACCUUGUUCUAGUCCAACUGAAAUUCCAGCAAAUGAUAGUAAAGGAAAGAGAAUAUCGGUUGUAUGGAAUCAUUGUAAGAAACGAAAAGUUGAAAAGAAGGACUUGGUUGGUGAGUCUAAACAACAACUGAGCAUGGACUAUUUUCAUUUUGAUCCAAAGUUAGUGAGGAGGAAGCUUGCGAACAUGGUCAUCUUGCAUGAGUGCCCUCUAAACAUGGUUGAACACAUUGGUUUUAGAGAAUUUUCAGCUUCUCUUCAACCAUUAUUUAAGAUGGUUUGUAGAAACACAUUAAAGAGAGACAUUUUGAAAAUUUAUGAUUAUGAAAGGGGGAAGACUGUUAUGGAGUUGGAGAAGAUUCCAAGUAGAAUUGCAAUCUCAACUUCUAUGUGGACUUCAAGCAAUAAAAGGAGACAAUUUAUGCUUGUCAAAGCGCAUUAUGUUGAUGACUCUUGGACUUUGGAAAGCCGGGUUAUGAGGUACCUAUUUGUUUUAAGUGUGUUGGGUUAA